Messenger RNA from Pleuronectes platessa (European plaice), 1961 nucleotides. It is a transcript of the gene tmem9, whose product is annotated as transmembrane protein 9. NCBI's taxonomy places the organism in Eukaryota, Metazoa, Chordata, Actinopteri, Pleuronectiformes, Pleuronectidae. The record is from RefSeq and is a predicted model, not a curated record. The transcript is spliced from 6 exons. Bases 161 to 727 code for a protein of 188 amino acids. Gene Ontology annotation, cellular component: lysosomal membrane.
GGUUAGGAGAUGCGCAUUGCCUUCGAACGUAACGAAACCCGGAAGGAUGGUUGAACAUUAAUUUGCAUUCUAAAACAACAGUGCAGCGAAAAAAGAAAAAAACUGAAGCUUCAGCUUCUAAUACAACAGGCGUGGUGCAGAUCGUCUCCUCCCCGGGAGGAUGUUGUGUGGUGCAGCGGGAUCCGGGACAUUCAUCAUAGUCUCAGUAGUGACCGUUAUUCUGCUGAAUCUUGUUGGUUUCACACAAGCAAAGAACUUUGAAGAUGUUCGCUGCAAAUGCAUCUGCCCUCCAUACAGGAACAUCACUGGCCACAUCUAUAACAGAAAUGUGUCCCAGAAGGAUUGUAACUGCCUCCAUGUAGUGGAGCCGAUGCCGGUGCCUGGGCACGAUGUCGAGGCGUACUGCCUGCUGUGUGAGUGCAAGUACGAGGAACGAAGCAGCAACACCAUCAAGGUAACCAUCAUCAUUUACCUGUCUGUUGUGGGGGCACUGCUGCUCUACAUGCUGUUUCUGCUACUGGUCGAUCCUCUUAUCCGCAAACGCGAGCCCUACACCCAGCCACUGCACAAUGAGGAGGACUCUGAGGAGAUGCGUCCACCGGUGGACAGCAGCCAGGCGAAAGGGAACACGGUGCUGGAGCGUGUCGAAGGAGCACAGCAGCGCUGGAAGAAACAGGUCCAGGAGCAGCGUAAGACUGUUUUUGACCGCCACAAGCUGCUCAGCUAAACCCUGCGACGAACCUCUAAACAUGUUUAGAAUAGGUAACUUCAUCUGGUCCAGCGCACUGGCCUCAGCUGUACUGUUACUCACUCCACUGUCACUUUCCUCACUAAGAAACGCUUCAACGCACUGAUCAAACAAGCAGAUAUUUUCUAUUUAUUAGAUGCAGCACUAAAGGCUAAGCUACAUUUUGCACUCUUAACGACUACUACAUAUGGAAUGUCUUGAUGGUAAGAACUUUUCUUGUCUGUGAAGCCAGACUCUGAAAAGCAUUUAAGCCUCUUCAUGGUACUUUUUAUCAGCUCUUUGCUAAUUUGAUAUUAUAUUAAGCCUUUUUUUCUUGUAGCAUAAAUGAUGACGUUACCUCUGAACAGGUAAAGCUUUGUGUUUGUGAAUGAUCCGUUUUUGCUAAUGAGGUAGAAAGCAUACCGUUCUAUUUCCAAGUAUUGCACAUUUUAUAAUUUGGUAAAAAUGAUAUGUUAUUUAUAUUGUAGCUCUGGGCGUAUUUGGUAUCAUUUGCACUUUUAAUUUAGGUAAAGGCUUGUACAUUUUGGGCUUUGUAAUUUUAAAGCUUUGACGUUGGCGCUUAAAUCUUGGUUUUUGUCAUCUUGCUAAAUGUAAAAGACAAACUACUGCAGAUAUAUCGUUGUCUAAGUAAACGUUAUGUUUCUUUAACUUAAACUUAAUCAUUUACCUUGAGUUGAACUUAAUCUGACCUUUUGGAUCACUGAGUUAAGCACAAGGCCACGUUUACACUCUCUGUUUUGCAGUCUAGCUCGAACAUACUUUCCAAAGCAAGCAGAGAUAUGGAGUAGGGGACAUUUAACAGAGCUUUUAACUCAAAUUAAUCCAUUCUCUGCCAGUGGAGGAAGUCCUAAAUCAGCAGAGCUGCUGAUAAUGCGGUAAAGUACGGCCAAACCUUGAAGGGCCGUCGUAUGCAUCACUAUGCCGAUGUUCCCCUUCACAUUUUACAAAACAAAGCUUAAAUAAGAAAGGUAUGCUGAAAUACAUAACCUCAUGCUUAUUACAAACUGGUGAACUUUAUUUGUUUAUCUGUGAGGCUUUAUUUCAUCACUGAAGAGUUUUUGAUUGAAUUGUGUAUAAUUUCACGUCAGUGGUAUCAGUGUUUUGUGCUUAUAUUUAUUAAUUUCUAGCAUAAAUGGAGUAUUCCAGUUCUUGAAUCAAUACAUUCUGCUUGAUGUGAAAUAAUAAAUAAAAAACCCUUGAGUGUAAAAAUGUU